Molecule: messenger RNA, 2814 nt
Organism: Trichobilharzia regenti
Lineage: Eukaryota; Metazoa; Platyhelminthes; Trematoda; Strigeidida; Schistosomatidae
Source: the annotation of a GenBank genome assembly
AUUUUACAUUAGGAAGAAGCUAAUUCAAUCUCAAGGUCACUUCGAUGAGUAGUGUGGAUAAUGUUCCAUUCGCCAAUGCUAGAUCAAACUAUGGAGUGGCACUGUUGGAUAGACUGACAAAGAGCGUGUUGGGUAUUCCUACACCUGAGACUGAGUUAAAGCCUCAAAAGCUAAAAGAGCAUUUUGAAGGAGCAUUAUAUGAAUUAUUUCUUCUCAAGUCUCGGGUGCAAGAAAAAUGUACUGAACUAGAGGUAAAAUGUCGAGAAGACGAACGAAAUUUUCGGUCGUCUAUCGAAAGAUUGAAAAACGAUUUAGCUGAUCUCAAUCAACAAUUCUCUAAGCUAGAUACAGAAGUUCAUCUUGUAUCUGGAAAGCUGGUUCACUUAGGAGAUCAACUUGAAAGGAAAAACUUACCAAGGAAACGAAUUGAAGAAGCACGCGACUUAAUAUUAGAGUUUUAUAAAUUUUUGGGUCUUGGUGGAGGAACUACCGCUAGUUUUGUAGGCACCCAGUCAGAUGAAGCUCAGCUUCUUGAAGCUGCAACCCGUUUCAAAAAUUUAAGUUCUUUAUGCUUGGAGUUACCGGAUGAUGAACGCUUUUUAAGUGCUAAACAAAGAGUGACAGUUGCUAGUCAACAUUUAGAAACAGCACUGUUGGAAAGAUUUCGAGUCAAUUUCCUUAAGGGGAAUGUUGAAACAAUGAAAAGUAUUGCAGAUGUUCUUCUUCUAUCGAAAAGUUAUCCUCAUUGUGCUGGAAUUUUAAUUGAAGAAACAUUAAAGACAAUUGAUCCAAACACAAUUAAUUUUAAAGAUAUCACACAAUGUUUGGUUUCUAGUGAAAAGCUUAUCAUGGCUAUCUUUCUACGGCCUGAUUCAGUACUUAUGCAACUGAUGCAUAGUAUUUUUACAACUAAAUUAAAGGUUCAUUUGAACAAUCACAUGAAAGAAGAAGCGAAUGCACAAGUAUUUUUGACAAAUUUAUACAAUGAAUAUCGAAAUGUAGAGAAGUUGGUUGUUGAAUUAUCAAAUCAAUUAACAUUGGUUACAGAUCCAAUGCAAUUGUCUAAAUUAUUUCGUGAAUUAUUUUCAUCUUAUUUAACUGGUUAUAUGAAAAGAGAAUUAGAUUGGUUAACUGAACGUUUAUCCGGACAUCUUGAGCAUUAUUAUCAAAGUCGAAAGCAUCAAAAACGUCCACUUAAUGUUUCUGGUCUAGCAGAAUUUCGUCGUGAUCUUCAAGCCAAGUUUCAUAUAACUUCAGGCGAUCGUUCACAGAAUGAUUAUGAAAUAUCAUUACUAUCUGAAGAAGUUGCUGUCAAUAUCAUUGAAGAUAUUCGACGAGCUGCUAAACGAUGUUUAUUGCUAUCGCAACGUACUGCUAUCCCAGAGAAUGGUAAAUGUAUAUUCAAUUGUUUGUAUCAAUAUCUGAUCGAUGAACAUGUUGAUUAUGGAGUUACUUUAGCCUUACACGGUCUACAAAUAACUGAUCCUCGACACAGUAAUCCAAAUUUGGUCUUCUUUUCAGUUAUUCAUGAAGCUACAUCUAUUUUUCACUUUUUUGAGAAAACAGUUGAUGAGUCAAUCUUACCAUUGGUUAUAGCAAAUCCAACUUUUGCAAAUGAAAUAUCAACUAAACGUGAAGAAUUUAAACAAUAUCUAGAAGGCAAAUUUUGUACUGGUUUAGAAAAAUGUUUAAAUCUCUCUGUUACACGAAUUCAAUAUUUAUUAUCCAGUGAACAACGUAAAACAGAUUUUCGUCCAGAUACAAAUGUCAAUUCAGGUUUAAGUGCUGUUGGAAAUCCACCGUCGAUUGCAUGUCAACAUGUGGUAGGCUUUUUAAAUCAAGUCAAUCGUGAAGCUCAUCAACACUUAGAUGGUCAAAAUUUGAAAACAUUUUUACACGAAUUUGGUAUGAAAUUAAAUCGUACACUGGUUGAUCACUUUUACAAUUUUACUUUCUCGGAUACAGGUGGAUUUAUUGCAAUGCAAGAUGUGACAGCCUAUCGAGAAGUUGCAAAACAUUUUGAAAGUCCAACAGUUGAUCUAGUUUUUGAUGUGCUAUUAAAGUUAAUGAAUUUGAUGUUAAUUAAACCGGAAAAUGUACAACAAGUUGUCCAAGAUUAUCUGCAAUCUGGAAUACCAAAGGACUUAUUAAUGAAUUUUAUUCAACUUCGAACUGAUUACAAGUCAGCUAAAUUACAAAAUGUGAUACAAUUGAAACCAAAAAAAUAAUAAACUUUUUACAGUUGCCUAUUUGCUUGUUUGUUUUCUACCCGUUAUUCUGGCUAAUUUUGUCUACCCUAACAACAAUUUGUUCUUUUCACAUAUUCCAUAAUUUCUUCUUUACUUGCACCGUUUUUAUACAUUUCAGUGAUUUUUUGUAAAUAUCUUUGUUCGAAUAAAAUUUCAGGUGUCAAUGGUCCUUCUCCAACUUCUUUUGAUCGCCAUGACACAUAAGGCUUCAACUCAGACUUUUCUAGGUCGUUGGGUACAAUAAAGUCUAAAUACAUUUCAGGGAAUUCAAUUUUCUGUCCAUCAAUUUCCAUGCUUGUUAUAGGUUCUCUGUAAACAAAAAUGAAUUUAAAAUUAGGUAGUUUAGAAAAACAAACUUGGGAAUCCAAGGAUUUCUAGAACGAGCUCUGCUCUUUUUUAAAUCUAGCAUCCAAUGAUAUCUUGUUUUAUAGGCAAUCUUUUGUCUAAAUCCUAAACCUCCCGUCGAUACGUUGAAUGUUCUUAUUUGUUGUUGGCUGAUGAAAGGAAGUAUAGAAUUUGAAGUCAGUCUGGCUAACUGCAUUUUUGGGAUUGACAUUAGCGAAUC